CAGAUGCCCAGCAUGCCCAAGGAGAGACGGCCCACGAAGCCUGCCUCCAAGGCAAAGGGCCCCGUCGCAGGAGCACCAAUAACCCCAACAUCUUUGCCCGCCUGGCCUGCCUUCAGGCCGCCUCUGCCCCUGGCUGAUCUCGCGCCCGAGGCCAUGCUCGACUCGAGAGUCCUGCUCGUCCGAAACUUCUGGCCCAAGUCACUUUGCCGGGACUACGUCUCGUUCCUAAGGACCCUUUCGCUUACCACCACCCCAGGCAAGCCCAAGCGCGGCGAGGCCGCUCGGGUCAACGAUCGUUUUCAGGUGCUGGACCAAGUUUUUGCCAAGAGGCUGUGGCUUGCUACAGGCCUCAAGGAUGUCUUGAUGGCGGACGAAUGGAAUGGUCUGUGGGGCGGUGACGUCGUAGGCUUGUCUCCCAACAUCCGGGUGUAUCGGUACUCACCUGGACAGUUCUUUGAUGCACACUAUGACGACUCGAAUGUUGUACAAAUCGAGUCAGACCACGGACCGGUCGUCACCAAGACGACAUGGACACUGCUACUAUAUCUUACCUCUGCAGCUGAUGGAUGUCAAGGCGGUGAGACAGUGUUCUUCCCACAUGAUAGGAGGGUAACAAAAGAAGAGGUUGCCGUCCCGCCCGAGACUGGGAUGCUUCUUCUUCACAAACAUGGCAACGACUGCAUGCUGCAUGAAGGAAGGGAAGUCACUGCUGGCGAGAAAUGGAUCAUCCGUAGUGACCUUUGCGUGCGAAGAUAAAGGAGAAAAAGGAGACAUAUGCCCUACGUGUCC
Cryphonectria parasitica EP155 is the source of this 789-nucleotide messenger RNA. RefSeq lists its product as uncharacterized. Gene Ontology annotation, biological process: peptidyl-proline hydroxylation to 4-hydroxy-L-proline. The record is from RefSeq and is a predicted model, not a curated record. NCBI's taxonomy places the organism in Eukaryota, Fungi, Ascomycota, Sordariomycetes, Diaporthales, Cryphonectriaceae. Gene Ontology annotation, cellular component: endoplasmic reticulum. The transcript has 4 exons. Bases 4 to 756 code for a protein of 250 amino acids. Gene Ontology annotation, molecular function: procollagen-proline 4-dioxygenase activity; iron ion binding; L-ascorbic acid binding.